Messenger RNA from Artibeus jamaicensis (Jamaican fruit-eating bat), 4159 nucleotides. It is a transcript of the gene GSDMA, whose product is annotated as gasdermin A. The coding region runs from base 2460 to 3800 and encodes 446 amino acids. Gene Ontology annotation, molecular function: phosphatidylinositol-4-phosphate binding; phosphatidylserine binding; phosphatidylinositol-4,5-bisphosphate binding. The record is from RefSeq and is a predicted model, not a curated record. The transcript is spliced from 15 exons. Lineage: Eukaryota; Metazoa; Chordata; Mammalia; Chiroptera; Phyllostomidae. Gene Ontology annotation, biological process: defense response to bacterium; pyroptotic inflammatory response.
AGCUGACCGAGGAGCAACAGCAGUUGCUGGCCUUGUCGGUGAAGAAAGGGUUCCUUGACCAACAGACAGAGAGCUGAUGACCCUGGACCAAAAUUUCUUCCAGAAGGAGGGAGUGCUCUUCUGUUUUCACUUCAAGCUGGUCAGAGGCUUCUGGGGUGAGAAGCUGAAGGGGACCCAGGAGGCCCUGGUGGGACCCUACAGCCUUGACAUACAAGGGGACGGACCCCUCUAUAUGUGGGUGCCCAAUGCCUUGGGACCGCUCUGUGCCCUCUGUGCCACCCUCUCCUUCCUUCAGGAGCUAAGCAACAACAUCUGGCUCUCUCCCCCAGGGCAAGGGCAAGCAGAGGGGCCUGGGCAUGGGCCUGGGGGGACAGUGGGAUGGAGAGGCACUGCAGCUCCAAGUUCUCUGCGAUGCAGAGCUUCGAAGGCUCCAUCUGGGAUUCCAUCUCUUUAGCAGGAUCUGGGUUUUUUGUUUGUUUGUUUGUUUGUUUGUUUGUUUGUUUAUUUGUUUGUUUUUGUCCUUUCAGGAGGGCCUAGCAGUCACAGCUGAGGAGCAAAACCAUGAAGUGGACAGGAGCUCCAGUACCUGCUCCCGCUGCUUCAGUGGAUUGUCAGUGGGGGCUGGGGGCUGACACCUUGGACUCAGAUACCGAGUUUAACAUGCUUCAAGCUGCAUGCACAAGUACGUUCCGCACUUCCGUUCUUCAGCACAGCCUCGAGUUGAAUGACUGUCAGGAGACACUGGACACUGUCUGCUCAGCAAGGAGUCUGGAGAUGUCAUGGGCUCCAAAGCUAAUUUGGGAACUGAGGGAAAACUUCCCAAUUUUUUUAAACAAUAAGGAAGGAGUUUGGGGGGUUUACUCUGUUCGGAAAAGAAGUAUAGUUCAUUUAUGGAAGUAGAGCUCACCACACGCAGUCUGCACCCCAAAACUUCCAAUCUCCCAUGGGAGAUACAAAACUCAAGGACCUUGGAGAGUGUUCUUCCUGACCCUCCACCAGACAGGCGCACCUCCAUUCAACCUGCUUCCCUCCCUCCCUUUUCCACCUCCUUUUACUCAGAGGUGACCUGGAAGGAUGUUUGCGCAAGGGGCAACUUCCCCCACGGGCUCCGGCCACCCCGCAUCCUACCAGUGGGCUCCAAACCCUACAGCCACGGUCCUGAAUCUCCUCCCACUCAACUGCCAGCUUCUCCCUGUUCCUGCCGGGAUUCGUGCCUCCCACCCUUCUGAACUCCAGUAGAUUACCCCAUCUCUCUCCUUUUUGGCCCCUUGUUGAGGAGAAAAUCAACAAUAAUAAAAAGGAAAAGUAGUAAGUAAAUAAUGUCCUGUCCCAAUAUUUGUGUCUCUCUGCGGUGUCUGCGGAGCACGCUGAGGGGCAGACAUUCGGGCUCCCAGAAAAGAAGUGGCUGGGCUUCCUUCCUGGGGGUCAGCUCCCUGCAGGGAUCCCCGUCUCCUAGCAACCACACACAAAUCACAAGCUUGAAGGUCACCUCAGGGGUGAUUAUCGCCCAUGACCUCCCUAGCUUGACCAGCAGAGGGAAAUAGAGAGCAAAGCUUGCCACCUGCAUCAGCACCACGCACCAGCGCCCAGCCUCCUGUUCCAGCAAGUGAUUUUUUAAUGGACCAAAAGGCUUCUCACAUAUUAGUCAAACUUAAACCUCUUCCAGCACGAUUUAAAAUACAUCCCAGAUUGUCCAGAACAUAAACCAGGACUCUAAGGAGAAGGAGCCUCUGGACCCUGAAGGGAUUCUGCGGACUUUCCCUAAGACUCUGAGAUCGGCGAGUGUGUUACAAAAAGACAGUGUAACCUGGGUGGGCGGAGAAGCAGCACAGGGACAAGCUUGACGUGGACACUUCUAUUGUAAAAGCACGAGACCUUCAACCCGGCCGACCCCACAAGCCCAUAUUUCUUCUCUCUGUUUUGAACCGCCAAAGCGUCCCAUUGGAACACCAUCUGCAAUUUGAGGGGUGGCUCCAUGUUGCAGAGGUGGGGUGGGGACAGGACAAGGAGAAUAAGCACAGGGCUGGUAGAGUUUGGAGUGAAUGAGGGCAAGAGAAAUAAAAGGAGCGAGACUUCUGGGUCAAAGGAGAGAAAGCUGGCUCGGUGGACUCCAGGGUCCAUCUAAGAAAGAGCCCAUCUGUGUGCGGCUUCUUCAAACCACUGUCUCUGGAUCUUUGGAGGACGAGCUGGACUGGAUGUUUUGGCCUGCAGCCAGUGGGAGGAGAGUGGACACCAGGCAUGUGCACAUGUGAAAGCGACCAGGACGGAUGGCAGCCUUCCCACACGCCCAGACUCCCGGCUCUGCCUUGUCCAAGAGGAGGGAUGUUUGGUUAAGAGGUAUAAAACAGCAGCCUGUCCUGGUGAGGGACAGUCACUCUCUCGACCUCCAGGCCAGGUGAACCCCGACCCUCACCCCGGACCCAGCUGCACGACAGGACCCAGCACCACUCCCUGAGACAAUGACUAUGUUUGAAAAUGUCACCCGGGCCCUGACCAGACAGCUAAACCCUCGAGGGGACCUGACACCCCUUGACAGCCUCAUAGACUUCAAGCGCUUCCACCCCUUCUGCCUGGUGCUGAGGAAGAGGAAGAGCACGCUCUUCUGGGGCGCCCGGUACGUGCGCACUGACUACACCCUCCUGGAUGUGCUUGAACCUGGCAGCUCACCUUCAGAUCCAACGGACUCUGGGAACUUUGCCUUUAAGAAUAUGCUGGAUGCCCGAGUGGAGGGACAGGUGGAUGUGCCAAGGACAGUCAAGGUGACGGGGACUGCAGGGCUGUCUCGGAACAGCACCCUGGAGGUCCAGACACUCAGCGUGGCUCCCAAGGCCCUGGAGACUUUGCACCAGGAGAGGAAGCUGGCAGCAGAGCACCCGUUCCUGAAGGAGAUGCGGGCUCGCGGGGAGAACCUGUACGUGGUGAUGGAGGUGGUGGAGACCGUGAAGGAGGUCACUCUGGAGCGAGCCGGCAAGGCGGAGGGUGUCUUCUCCCUUCCGUUCUUCGCGCCCUUGGGGCUACAGGGAUCCGUAAACCACAAGGAGGCUGUGACCAUCCCCAAGGGCUGCAUCCUGGCCUUUCGAGUGAGACAGCUGAUGGUCAAGGGCGAAAAUGAGUGGGAAAUUCCACAUGUCUACAACGAUAACAUGCAAACCUUCCCUCCUGGAGAAAAGCCGGAAGAGGAGAAGUUCAUCUUCAUCCAGGCAGCUGAUGCUGGGGAGGGGCACGAGGACUUCGGGACACUAAAAAACGAGAUUGAACGAGAGACCCAAGAAGUGAGGAAGCUGAGCCCAGUGGGACAAAGCUCCCUGCUCACCUCCCUCAGCAAACUUCUAGGGAAGAAAAAGGAGCUGCAAGACCUGGAGCUCACGCUCGAAGGGGCCCUGGACAAAGGACACGAAGUGGCACUGGAGGCACUCCCAAAAGACGUCCUAGUAUCAAAGGAGGUGAUGGGCGCUGUCCUCUAUUUCCUUGGAGCCCUAACAGAGUUAAGUGAAGCCCAACAGAAGCUGCUGCUAAAAUCCAUGGAGAAAAAGAUCCUACCCGUGCAACUCCAGCUUGUGGAGAGCAUAAUGGAACAGAACUUUCUACUGGAUAAAGAGGGUGUUUUCCCCCUGCAACCUGACCUGCUCUCCUCCCUCGGGGAAGAGGAGCUGACCUUCACAGAGGCCCUGGUGGGACUGAGUGGCCUGGAAGUGCAGAGAUCAGGCCCGCAGUACAUGUGGGACCCAGACACCCUGCCCCACCUCUGUGCCCUUUACGCUGGCCUCUCCUUCCUGCAGCUGCUGACCAAGGCCUCCUAACUUGCCUUUUCCAUCUGCCUCCCGCUUCCCUGGUGCCUUCCCCUACCUCACUGUGCUGCGUCCUUAACAUCCAAGGGCAUUUCAGAGCCACCAGGCGGAGGAUGAUGGAAACCCUAGCUGGCCCCCCAAGAUAACCAGUUUCCACUUGUCCAGCUCUGUAUCCCACCUUGCCCCCUGCAGCUCUUCUACCCGCUAAGCCCAUCUGCUGAUGCUUAAACCCUCUAAAAAUGUGAGUAGAAACACUCACAUUUUUUAAAUGAUGAGCCAUUUCAGCCAAACCAGAAUUAAUUAAUUUCCUAUCCCGAACCCUUCCUCUUGUGUUUCUGAAAAACUCAAGCUUUACUGGAAUCAAUGGAAAA